Molecule: messenger RNA, 610 nt
Organism: Aspergillus versicolor CBS 583.65
Lineage: Eukaryota; Fungi; Ascomycota; Eurotiomycetes; Eurotiales; Aspergillaceae
Product: L-rhamnose mutarotase
Exons: 3
Coding region: 150-497 (115 amino acids)
Molecular function (GO): racemase and epimerase activity, acting on carbohydrates and derivatives
Source: RefSeq, a predicted model, not a curated record
CCCCGAACUGAGGGGCACGGCACUGAGCUCAGUAUGCUCCCUUUCCCCCCUCUUCGCAAUCUGUUAAUAUUAUUGAUUUUUUAGACUCAAAAAGCACACAAUAUUAUUAUCCUAUCCAAUUCAAUUCAAUUCAAUCGAAACACGCGAAAAUGCCUACCCGCCGCAUCGCCCAGAUCGUCCACCUCAAACCCUCCGCCGUCGCCGCAUACAAGGAAUGCCACGCAAACGUCUGGCCAGAGGUCCUGCAGCAGAUUAAAGACUGCAAUAUUCGUGAUUACUCGAUAUUCUUCGACAACGACCGCACAAUAUUCGCCACAUUUAAGUACGUCGGAGAUGACUUUGAUGGGGACAUGGCGAAGAUGAAGGCGAAUCCGAAGGUGAGGGAGUGGUGGGCUAUGACGGAUGGGAUGCAGGAGAGUCCUAUCCCUGGGGCUGUGAGCAGUGCAGAGGGGCCUGGGUGGUGGAAGGUUUUGGACGAGGUGUUUUAUACGGAUUGAGUGGAUUGGCUUAAAAAGUAUCAACAUGUACAAUGUAGAGUUGUUAUUCCUCAAUAUGGACAUUCCAACCAAUGCCGGCCGCUGGUGGCAGUCAGAUGGUCAACUUCUAGUUA